Molecule: messenger RNA, 240 nt
Organism: Penicillium cosmopolitanum
Lineage: Eukaryota; Fungi; Ascomycota; Eurotiomycetes; Eurotiales; Aspergillaceae
Exons: 1
Coding region: 1-240 (79 amino acids)
Source: RefSeq, a predicted model, not a curated record
AUGGGGAACUCGGAUCUUAUGGACUUCCAUGUUCCCUCUGAGCAAGCCAGAGUUGUUGGGUGCUGGGUUGCUCCGGAAGAAUGGACUUUAAAUGAAGAGAACCCUACUGAUGAGACUGGUGAUGAUUUGUUUGGUUCAAAUUCCGACUGGUGCGUGGAGAGUCCGCUCAAAGAGUCUGGUUCGAUGAAUCUCGUGCUCGGGGCACAGCCAUGUGGCUAUAUGUCUCAGUCAUUCGAGUAG